ACGACCCGGGGAGACUAUAAAAGUAGUUUCAUGCCCGCUGCAGUGAAGGCUCGGCUCGGCUCGAUAUGCGCAGACACACGGAGGUAGGCAGAGCAGAUAGACAGCAACACACACACGUAACACCCACACACACAGUAUUUAAGGUUUAUUUUCACAUGUGGCUCACUGUCAAAGGUAGUGCCUAAAGAGAAGCGUGAAUUUAUGGGGCAGUAAUUUUCUUUCUUAUGGUUUUUUGCAGCGAAACCAGAGUCAGGCAGUGUUUUAGUAAACUGCAUUUUUUCCACUUUAGUGAAUAGGAUGCUCGUCUUCUCCAGCCAACCCGGGGCUGUUUGACACAUUUCCGCCACCGAGCUGGAUCCACUAACCGGUGUGUUUUCUUACCGGGGGAAGCUGGGCUCAUUUCAACUUUUCUGGCUGUACCUUUGAUGCCACGGAAAUGGAGAGCGUGUCCGCGCUUUGUAGUAAAAGUUUGCUCUGGACGCUGCUGGUCCUCGCGCUGAGCUCUGUGUCUGUGCACGCGACCUGGAAGACCGGGCUGUACAAAACCUACUCAGCCUCCUCAGUGUACCAGAAAAGGAACUGGUGUCCUCACACGGUCACUAAGACAGUGACCUGCCAGGUGCAGAAUGGGACCGUGCUGCAGCGGGUGUACCAGACGUGCCGCUGGCCGCAGGGAUGUACAGGAGGAAGCUACAGGACCGUGGUCAGACCUUCCUAUAAAGUGGUGUAUCGCACUGUGACCUCUCUGGAGUGGAAAUGCUGUCCAGGAUUCAGCGGCGCCGCCUGUGUAGAAGAUGCAGGGAGCCAGCUUGUAGCACAAGAGGCGGUGAGGAAACCUUCAACGCUCCGCCGCCCGCCUGCACGCACAGGAGAGCCCAUCUCUAGUUGCCUGAACUGCAGCCGAAUCACAGCUCUGACUGACCGGCUGAGCUCUCUGGAGGCCAAGGUCCAAUUACUCAAUGUCCCGGCCUCCGUAUCACAGCGCCCCCCUCAGGUUAAAGGAGGAACUGCACCAGAGGCCUCAUUACUGAUUGGUGCUGUGCAGGCUCAGGGAGCUCCUGGUGAGCAGGGACCUGCAGGUCCUCAGGGUGAAAAGGGGAGAGAUGGGCUUUCUGGCAGAGAAGGGAAGCCAGGGUCUCGAGGGCUGCCAGGUCCCAGUGGGCCUCGGGGGGAGGCCGGAACGAGGGGCCCGUCUGGAGCCCCUGGAUUCAAGGGAUCCUCGGGACCUGCAGGGCCCCGUGGACCAUCAGGACCCUCAGGAGAGAGGGGUCUAUCCGGCCCACCAGGCCCUCCUGGGCCUCCAGCUCCGGCCAGUGCCCACAUCCCAGAACCAGACCAGAGUCGUAGGAAAGACCCUUUCUACAGCAACACUUUCCAUGACUCACGAGGGUUGCCAGUCCCAGGUCCUCAGGGCCCCCCCGGGCCUGUCGGUCCACCCGGUCCUAGAGGCCCAGUAGGACCUCCCGGCCCAUCAGGACAGAAUGGUAAAAAUGGAGCCUCUGGAGCGCUGGGCCCUGUGGGGCCAAAGGGCGAGCGAGGGGAGAGAGGUCCUUUAGGUUACCAAGGCGAGAGGGGCUUCAGAGGCGAGUCGGGAACACCGGGUUCAAAGGGAGAGCCAGGAGUGAAGGGCUUGCCGGACAUUAGCUUGCAGAUGUUCCAUGACUUGCAGGCAGACCUUGAGCUUCUGGCUCGCAGGGUGACGCUGCUGGAGGCGAUCAUCUGGCCAGAGCCUGAUCUAGGGUCUGGGGACGGACCGUUUGACACAGCCUCCCCUAGUUUCUACAGAGAUAAGCGAGCAGGUGCGCUUCCAUAUCGACUUGCUUCUCCUCUGUCCUCCAACACCAAGGUUCGAGGGAAGUAGCCCCCCCCCCUCCCCCUGAGGAUCAAAGGCUGGGUUGACUCCCCCUCCUCUAGGUCUCAUCGGCAAUCAACAGAUGUAGACCUUAUCUGAUACCCUCUCUGGGCUUUGCUAUCAGAUUAAGGAUGGGGGACACCUCAGGGAAACUCCACUGAUAUCCCACAAUGCCCUCCUCCAUCGGGAACCUGAGAACUAGUUUGACCCGUCCGCAUCGCCAUAACCAAACAUUUAUCUUCACGUAACACACCCAGCAGCUCCUUCUGUGUCUCAUCUUGAAAUAACGUUUUUAAUGGUUAUAAAAAGGAAAAUCACAAUCUUCUGGACAAUAAGGGUCAUUUAGUUAUCAAUGAAAGGAGGAAUCAGAUGUGAGAAACUGGAUUUGCGUAUUUUUUUUGCUUCACAAUGUAACUGCAAUCUGAAGAGAUUCCACUAUUUAAGUAUAUUGAGCAUGUACAGUUUGCAGGACACAAGUACACAAACAAACCUCUUCUUAUAGUAUUCAUUUUGUUAUACUUCUCAUAUUGUUAUGUAGUGCACUAAAACGAUGAAGUCAUCUCUACUCUAAGAUAUGUGUUGCCAACAGUGAUUUGUAGCUUUCUGGUGUGAGUGUUCCCCCCCCCCCCUCCCCUCCUUCAAGUACACACGGCUAAAACGAUUAAAUAAACAAUAGUUUAUUAACAUCCUUCAAGGCUAAAAAGCAACACAAUUUGGUUUUGGUGGCAUAUCAACAGAGACAUUAUUAUUUUUUCUGGAACAUGUUGAUAUAAAAAUAACUAUAAAAAGACUUGCUCUCCAUUUCCAGAUACUUUACACACACACAGGAAAUAACAAAACUGUUAAUGGAACUUGAACAUAUUUUGUACCACUGUUGACAGCUUAAACUGUCCUGAUGAAAAACUUGAUAAUUGUUUUUUCAUCUUAUAUCAAACUUAUUGUGAAACUAUUUAAAAUGAUCAAUUAUUUUGUAUGCUGUUGUGUAACCAUUUCAUAUUUCACUCUACAUUUAUUUUCUUGAAAAUGUGUUACUGUGUUAAGAUAAUCCUGUCUAAGUGAUUGAUGUAAUAAAAUAAUGUUAAUUUUUUUGUA
Trematomus bernacchii (emerald rockcod) is the source of this 2944-nucleotide messenger RNA. It is a transcript of the gene emid1, whose product is annotated as EMI domain containing 1. The transcript has 16 exons. Bases 437 to 1861 code for a protein of 474 amino acids. NCBI's taxonomy places the organism in Eukaryota, Metazoa, Chordata, Actinopteri, Perciformes, Nototheniidae. Gene Ontology annotation, molecular function: protein binding. The record is from RefSeq and is a predicted model, not a curated record.